AUGGCUCUCCCCUUAAACCGCGUUAGAUCGGCGUCGAUCUUUUCCUUCACUGUAACAUUUCUCGCCAUCUUUGCCGGGAAAUCACUCGCCCAAGGCUUACGACCGUCGGAUCAUGGCUUACAGUAUCAAUUCAGCUCACCGCCUACCGAAUCUCACUCACCGCCGGGGAAAAUGAUGUCUUUCUUCGGAGAUUCUCAUUCUCAUUCUCCACCUCCUUCUCACUCUCAGCUCCUCCCAAAAGCUACGGCUGCAGACGGCGGCGACGACGAUUCUUGGUGGCGAGACGGAGCUGAGAACAGACGUGAUCACGUGAUGAGGCACGUGUUUCUGGCGGCGAGCAUAAUCUGCGGCGUCUCCGGCGUUGCGCUUCUGGUGGUUUUCACAUUGAUUUACUUCUUUAGGUAUCGGAAGUCAAAUGGAUCGGACUUCCCCUGUAACAACGAUUCAAAGUAA
Messenger RNA from Thlaspi arvense, 453 nucleotides. NCBI's taxonomy places the organism in Eukaryota, Viridiplantae, Streptophyta, Magnoliopsida, Brassicales, Brassicaceae. The record is from the annotation of a GenBank genome assembly.